CGGAGGAUGACAACGAAGGCACUCCCAAGACACUCAUCCACAGCAAGCAAGACCCGACAUCAGCCAUACCAAUCCUGCCCAACUCUUCUGCAAAGCCAAGACCCUCCAUCAUCGUCCGCUGCUCUCCCAGCAGCUGCCCCUCUCCAUCCGACAGCUCUCUUUCUAACAGCAACCAGCCGACUGACCCGUGCCAAUGGCCCGACCUGCUGCCUGUCAUCUGGUGCUGUAUGUGGUGGCUCUGCUGAUGACCUUGGCGGCCUCCCAGAGCAGCAGCUCUCAUCACUACGGCCAUGGCAUUGGGUACCAGUCUGACCAUGGUGUGUGUCACAAGAAGGAGCCAGUGCACUAUGAGUGCCCCCACGGCUACACAUUCGAUGACGACAGCCACAAGUGCGUCAAACACCAGUACGGCGACCUGCUCUACUACUGCCCAAAGGUCAGUGAACCGACACACACAGAUGGAUGGCAAUAAUCGUGUUGCUGAUUCAUGUCUGUGUGUUGUGUGUGGUGCAGGGCACCAAGGAGGCUCAUGACGGCUCAUGUGUCAAGUACGACUACACUACCAAGACGCCCUACUGCAAGCACGGCAAGCUGGACGAUGCCGCCCACAAGUGCAUCGACCACCAGUACUAUGACGUCGAUUACAAGUGCCCACACGGCUACUUAUUCACUGCCGAUGAGACCAAGUGCUACGCCGACAAGUACACUGCCAAGCUCUACAAGUGCCCUUAUGGCUUCAAGCUGACCACCGACAAGAAGAAAUGCAUCAAACACAUCUACGCCGACCUCAAGUACUACUGCCCAAAGCAUUCGUAUGCCACGGCCAAGGGCUGCAAGGUGACGACUUACAAGGCCAAGGUGUCCUACUGCCCCCACGGCCAUCUGGAGGGCGGCAAGUGUGUGGUCAUCAAGGACAGCUACUACUCCUAUUACCCCAAGUGCAAACACGGCUACUCAUUCCACAACCGCAAGUGCGUCCUCAAGACCUUCCAUGACGCCCACCACAAGUGCCCCUAUGGCUUCUCGCUCACUGCCGACCACAGCAAGUGCUAUGUGGACAAGUAUGUGGCCAAGAAGGCCAGGUGCCCCCACGGCUACCAGUGGAGCAAACAUGAGAAGAAGUGCAUCAAAUACGACUAUGCCGACCUGCAGCACUACUGCCCAGAGGUGAGACCGAGUGAACACCGCACAACUCACAGGAGGGAUGCAUUGACGUGGCUGUGUCUGUCUGUGUCGAUCAGUACUCUGUGUUGACGCACAAGGGCUGCAAGUCGACCACAUAUGAGGCCAAGACGCCCUACUGCUCACACGGCCAUCUUAAUGGCCACAAGUGUGUCGUCAAGAAGCACUACGGCAUCCACUAUGAGUGCCCUUAUGGCUAUCAGCUGACCAAGGACGGCAGCAAGUGCUACGCCGAGACCUACCAUGACCAGCUCUACAAGUGCCCGUCCGGCUAUGAGCUGACUGAGGAGGACACCAAGUGUGUCAGCUACCACUAUGCUGACGUGGCCUACAAGUGCUUGAAGGGCAAACUGACGUAUGUGGGCUCACAGCCCAUUUGCUGCGUCGAUCACUAUGGCCACGGCAGCAGCAGCAGCAGCAAGUUCAGGGGGGCCAACAGCUACCACUAGCUGAGUGACCGAGAGACUCACUCACCCGCUCAGGCAGACAGAGAGGGGGGGAGGGGGGGCCGACUGCUCUGCUCUUCCGACGUGUGUAUACCAGUUGUGACUUGACAUUGGUGUGAAUAGAUAGAUGGAGGCCUGUGGGCGGUGUGGUGUGCCCUUUUUUGCUGGCCGGCUGUAUGUGUUUGGCGUGUGGGUGAGUGCUUUCGGGUUGUUUGCUCCCAUAGUGUGGGCGGGCCGGGGGGCCGCGAGGGGCGUGUGACGGACCUCAGGUGUGUGCGGUGUUUGUUUGGCCAUGUGCAUCUUGUGUGGGUGU
Vitrella brassicaformis is the source of this 1941-nucleotide messenger RNA. NCBI's taxonomy places the organism in Eukaryota, Vitrellaceae. The record is from the annotation of a GenBank genome assembly.